Rhododendron vialii is the source of this 1855-nucleotide messenger RNA. RefSeq names its product NADP-dependent glyceraldehyde-3-phosphate dehydrogenase. NCBI's taxonomy places the organism in Eukaryota, Viridiplantae, Streptophyta, Magnoliopsida, Ericales, Ericaceae. Gene Ontology annotation, molecular function: lactaldehyde dehydrogenase (NAD+) activity. The transcript has 9 exons. Bases 143 to 1633 code for a protein of 496 amino acids. The record is from RefSeq and is a predicted model, not a curated record.
UAUCAACCACACACCAAACAACAAACCAGUGUCACACACUCUCUCAGCUCUACCAGUCACCAUUUCUCUGCUUCUCUCUCUACUUUCUCUCACCAGGAACCGCCUAGGAGGAGGCCAGGGGAGAGUUUUUGGGUCAUUGCCAAUGGCUGGGAGUGGAUUAUUUGCAGAGAUAACCGAUGGGGAUGUGUUCAAGUACUACGCAGAUGGGGAGUGGAAGAAAUCUUCCUCUGGGAAAUCUGUGGCUAUUGUCAAUCCAACUACAAGAAAGACCCAGUACAAGGUUCAAGCUUGCACACAAGAAGAGGUGAACAAGGUAAUGGAAAUAGCAAAAACGGCGCAAAAACAAUGGGCGAAAACCCCGCUUUGGAAGAGAGCCGAGCUCCUUCACAAGGCAGCAGCUCUUCUCAAAGAGCACAAAGCCCCCAUUGCAGAGUGCCUAGUGAAGGAAAUUGCGAAGCCAGCAAAAGAUUCAGUAACUGAGGUUGUAAGGUCUGGUGAUCUUGUUUCAUACUGUGCUGAAGAAGGGGUCCGGAUUCUUGGAGAGGGGAAGUUCUUAGUGUCUGAUAGUUUUCCUGGAAAUGAGAGGACCAAGUACUGCCUUACUUCGAAGAUUCCCCUUGGGGUUGUGCUGGCCAUUCCACCCUUCAACUAUCCUGUCAACCUUGCUGUCUCCAAAAUUGCUCCUGCUAUUAUUGCUGGAAACUCUCUCGUGCUCAAGCCUCCAACUCAGGGUGCUGUGGCUUGUCUUCAUAUGGUUCAUUGCUUCCACUUAGCUGGAUUUCCCAAGGGCCUCAUCAGUUGUAUCACAGGGAAAGGUUCUGAGAUUGGUGAUUUCCUCACAAUGCAUCCGGGGGUGAACUGUAUAAGCUUCACUGGUGGAGACACUGGUGUUGCAAUUUCAAAGAAAGCAGGUAUGGUUCCUCUACAGAUGGAGCUGGGAGGAAAAGAUGCGUGUAUUGUGCUUGAAGAUGCUGAUCUUGAUUUGGUAGCAGCAAACAUUAUAAAAGGAGGUUUCUCCUACAGUGGUCAAAGAUGCACUGCUGUGAAGGUUGUCUUGGCCAUGGAAUCCAUCGCCGAUUCCCUCGUUGAAAAAGUGAACACCAAAGUAGCAAAGUUGACUGUGGGACCGCCUGAGGAAAACUGUGACAUCACUCCGGUCGUCACAGAAUCCUCUGCAAAUUUCAUUGAAGGGUUGGUUAUGGAUGCUAAAAAGAAAGGAGCCACAUUUUGCCAAGAGUACAAGAGGGAUGGCAACCUUAUUUGGCCCUUGUUGCUGGAUAAUGUCCGUCCUGACAUGAGGAUCGCGUGGGAGGAGCCAUUUGGGCCAGUUUUGCCUGUUAUUAGAAUCAACACCGUUGAAGAAGGGAUUCACCAUUGCAAUGCAAGCAAUUUCGGUCUCCAGGGCUGUGUCUUCACAAGAGACAUCAACAAAGCUAUUUUGAUCAGUGAUGCCAUGGAGUCAGGAACAAUUCAGAUCAACUCAGCACCAGCCCGGGGCCCAGAUCAUUUCCCAUUCCAGGGUUUGAAGGACAGUGGAAUUGGAUCACAAGGGGUCACCAACAGCAUAAACCUGAUGACCAAGGUGAAGACCACUGUGAUCAACUUGCCAACUCCUUCCUACGCCAUGGGCUAAUGCCCCCAAUAACUUCCACUGCAGAAUAAAUUUCAAUAGAUUACUUUUGUUAUAGCUAUAUGAGAUUGCUUUUGUUGUAGCUAUAUGAGAUCAAUCGCCAGUUUUUAGCCAUCAGCUAUGAGCAAAUAAUGGAUAAUGCUGAGAUUUCUAAGAACAGCUAUCCUCGGUUAAGUUUAUGACAUUCUCAUGAUAAAUGAUCGUUUAAUAUGAUAGCUUUGUACA